AUGGUUCCAGGCACUACAGAAAUCAAAACUGCCACCGAGCAGGAAAAGGACAAAGCCACAAUCCUUAUAAGGCAUCAUUUACAUGACAGCCUGAAAACUGAAUAUCUGUUAGUGGAAAAUCCCAAAGAGUUGUGGGAUAGCCUUAAAGAAAGAUAUGGACACCAUAAAAGGGUGCUCCUACCAAAGGCUCAAUUUGACUGGACCAAUCUGAGGUUCCAGGAUUUUAAAUCUGUCAAUGAAUAUAACUCAACACUAUUCAAAAUUGUAUCAUUACUGAAAUACUGUGACCAAGCGGUCACAGAAGAUCAAAUGAUAGAGAAAACCCUCUCCACAUUUCAUGCGAACAAUAUUAGCAAUGAUCUUCUGUUGAAAAACCAUAAUCUUAGACCAACUGGGUCUAUGGCAUUCAAUGAAUCAAAUGCUGUUGAAAGCUCAAACCCACCUGAGGCAAAUGGUGCACGUAGAGGUGGACGUGGAGGAUAUAACCACCGCGGUAGAGGACGCGGAAACCACCGCGGGCGUGGCCGUGGUCGUGGUCGUGGCAGGGGUUAUCUCGCCCCUAGAAACAAUAACCACAAAGGGCAUCAACAAGGAAAUCAAAAGCAGACCCCCUCAAAAGAAAAAGACACAUGCUUUAGAUGUGGCAUGCCUGGCCAUUGGGGGAAAACAUGUCGUACUGCCAAACAUUUGGUAGAUUUGUACCAAGCAUCCAUAAAAGGCAAAGGAAAAGUUGCAGAGACAAACUAUGUAAAUGAGGAAAAUACCUCAGUGCCAAGCUUUGAUGUGUCUGAUUUCUUCGUGGCAAUAAUUUGA
Spinacia oleracea (spinach) is the source of this 813-nucleotide messenger RNA. RefSeq lists its product as uncharacterized. The record is from RefSeq and is a predicted model, not a curated record. Bases 1 to 813 code for a protein of 270 amino acids. NCBI's taxonomy places the organism in Eukaryota, Viridiplantae, Streptophyta, Magnoliopsida, Caryophyllales, Amaranthaceae. Gene Ontology annotation, molecular function: zinc ion binding; nucleic acid binding. The transcript is spliced from 2 exons.